GCAUGCAGUGUAUGAGGUGUUUGAGAGGAUGGCUUAUUAUGGGAUUUCAUCAAAUUUGGUGCUUUAUAUGACUAAUAAGCUCCAUGAGGGCACCGUGACAUCAUCAAAUAAUGUUACCAAUUGGGUUGGAACUGUGUGGCUGACGCCUAUUAUUGGCGCCUAUAUUGCAGACGCUUAUCUCGGUCGAUAUUGGACUUUCAUAUUCGCAUCGAUCAUUUAUUUUAUGGGCAUGUGCGUUCUAACCCUCGCCGUCUCCCUCCCAUCUCUCAAACCUCCCCCUUGCGGCUCCGGCACCGCUGACCCCAACUGCACCAACAAAGCCUCCUCCUUACAGCUCGGCGUCUUCUUCUUCGGCCUCUACGUCAUCGCUCUCGGCACCGGCGGCACCAAACCGAACAUCUCCACCAUUGGCGCCGACCAAUUCGACGAGUUCCACCCCCGAGAGCGCAAGCACAAGCUAUCCUUCUUCAAUUGGUGGCUCUUCAGCAUUUUCUUCGGCACGCUCUUCGCCAACACCGUCCUCGUCUACACUCAAGACAAUGUCGGCUGGACGUUGGGCUACGCGCUCCCCACUCUCGGCCUUCUCAUCUCCAUCAUGAUUUUCGUCGCCGGCACGCCAUUCUAUCGCCACAAGCCGCUGACCGGAAGUCCGUUCAAGAAAAUGGCGCAGGUGGUGGUGGCGGCGAUGAAGAAAUACAGAGUAAGCGUACCGGAUGAUCCCAAGGAGCUAUAUGAAGGCAACGACAAAGCUCGGAUUAGUUACACUCCUUCGUUGAGAUGUCUUAGCAAAGCGGCGGUGAAAAGAGGGGAAUCCGGUAGGCCGUGGUCUCUCUGCUCCGUCACGCAGGUAGAGGAAACCAAGCAAAUGGUGAGAAUGAUCCCCAUUCUCGUAGCCACCUUCAUCCCCAGCACAAUGAUGGCCCAGGUGAACACUCUGUUCAUCAAACAGGGAACCACCCUCGACCGCCGCAUGGGCUCCCAUUUUCAGAUCCCCCCCGCCAGUCUCGUCACCUUCGUCACCCUCACCAUGCUCAUCUCCAUCGUCCUCUACGACCGCGCAUUCGUCCCCUUUGCUCGCCGCUUCACAAGAAACCCCCGCGGCAUCUCUCUGCUCUGCCGCAUGGGCGCCGGCAUGUUCUUCCACAUCCUCGUCAUGCUCGUCGCCUUCCUCACUGAGCACCACCGCCUCUCCUUCGCCCGAUCAAACGGUAUCACCACCAAAGGCGCCAUUGUUCCCCUUACCGUCUUCAUCCUCCUCCCACAGUUCGUGCUCAUGGGAAUCGCCGACGCCUUCCUUGAGCCGGCCAAGAUUGAAUUUUUCUAUGAUCAGGCGCCGGAAGGGAUGAAGAGUUUGGGGACUGCUUAUUCGACGACGACGCUCGGUGUGGGAAAUUUUAUUAGCAGCUUUCUGCUUUCGACGACGGAGAAGGUGACGAGGAGGUCGGACGGCGGGGAGGGGGGUUGGAUACUCAAUAAUCUCAAUAAGUCUCAUUUGGAUUACUACUACGCUUUCUUUACCGUUCUGAAUGUUGUCAAUCUGUUCUUCUUCCUCUUUGUUAGCCGAUUCUAUGUUUAUAGGGCAGAGUUCGGUGCUGAGAUUGAGGCUGUUGAAGAAUCCGAUAAGGAGAAAUCCAAGCAUAUGGAUGUUAAGGAUGGAUAGAUUUGUUCAGCUUUGGGUGGUUAAAUGGUUUAAUUUGGCAAGCAAAAU
Phalaenopsis equestris is the source of this 1708-nucleotide messenger RNA. Its product is annotated as protein NRT1/ PTR FAMILY 5.2-like. Lineage: Eukaryota; Viridiplantae; Streptophyta; Magnoliopsida; Asparagales; Orchidaceae. Gene Ontology annotation, biological process: transmembrane transport; dipeptide transport. The record is from RefSeq and is a predicted model, not a curated record. Gene Ontology annotation, cellular component: membrane. The transcript is spliced from 3 exons. Gene Ontology annotation, molecular function: dipeptide transmembrane transporter activity; tripeptide transmembrane transporter activity. Bases 29 to 1660 code for a protein of 543 amino acids.